This is a messenger RNA of Lepisosteus oculatus (spotted gar), 1905 nucleotides long. Lineage: Eukaryota; Metazoa; Chordata; Actinopteri; Semionotiformes; Lepisosteidae. The record is from RefSeq and is a predicted model, not a curated record.
UUAAUGUGCAAUUUCUCUGAUGUCUAUAUGCAGCGGUUCGGGGCUUUUAGUUUGAAAAGGUCUCGACAGGAAGUUGCAGGAAGUGUCACUGCGCUAAGAUGCCGAGGCGAUCUCGAAGACCACUUUCACAAAGUGACCAUUUAAAAAGCACAGGGGGGAGUAAGGAGACUGGGAGCAAUUGAGCAGAGCAGCUGGGCAGAUGUGGAGCGCGGACGAGGUGGCCAGGCUGUGCCAUGAGCGGCUGGGCUCCCUGCCCAGGCGGGGCAUGCCGGAGGCGGGGAGGGAGUGGACACUGCUGGCCGCCGUCGUGAAGAUCUCGCGGAGCCCGUCGGCUGGUCAGGGCUCUGCAGGGGCAGAGCACACGGUUUUAAAGGAGGUGGUUGCUAUGGGGACCGGAACGAAAUGCAUCGGCCAAUCCAGAAUGAGCAGCAGUGGGGAUGUGCUGAAUGACAGCCAUGCUGAAGUCAUAGCCAGGCGUGGGUUUCUCAGGUACCUGACGGAGCAGCUGAGGCUGGCAGUGAGCAGGGCAGGCAGCAGUGUGUUCGCCCCCGGGACAGACAGGGGCCGAUGGAGUCUUCAGCCUGGCGUGUCCUUUGUGUUCUUCACCAGCCAUACGCCCUGUGGAGAUGCCUCCAUUAUCGCUAUGGGCGAGAGCCAGGACCAGCCCUGCCAGCCGGUCAGCACACAGGAAGCACUCUGCAAGGCUUGGGUUCCAGGUCACAGUGACUCUCGUGAUCACCUGACCGUGGAGAAGCAGGAAGCUCACAGUGAUGUCACAGAUCACCUGAUCACAGACAAGCAGGAAGCUCACAGUGACAUCAAAGAUCACCUGACCAGUCUCUCUCUCUGUCCUGACCCCAGUCUCUCUCUGUGCAGGUGUGCUCAUGUAGCUCUCCUGCCUGCUGGCUUCUCAGUGCAGGCUCCAGAGCUGCAGCAGGCCAGCCUAGAGUUCCCUCACAGUCGCGGCCAGCUGGAGAGAAGCCAUGACCCUCGCAAAGGAAGGGUGUCCGCCUGUGGAGCAGCUAUCAGUUGGUGCAAUGUCUCGGAUCAUCCACUAGAUGUCACUGCAAACGGCUAUAAGCAGGGUGUUACCAAGAAGGCCCUGGGCAGUGCACAAGCCAGGUCAUUAAUAUGCAAGGCUGAGCUCUUCCGUGCCUUCAAGUCUCUUGUCUCAGCCACCCCAGAGAGCCAACUCCCAGACUCAUUAAGGGGAAAGGAGCUGAAGACUUACUGGGACUAUAAGCAGGCUGCCUGUGAGUACCAGCGAGCCUGGGAUGAUCUCCGUGCACAGGCCUUUCCAGACUGGAUUCGCAGUCCCCGGGAGCUACUGCAGUUUGAGUGAGAGACCUUCCGAAUCCGAAUCCCGGGAAAGCGCCACACAGCCACAGCUGUGGCAUACCAGAGAGAACACCGGAGGGAAGCAGUCGGAUCCGGAGGAUAGAGCUGGGAACGACGCAGGGAUCUGCUCACUCGGCUGUCCCAGAACCAAGUGCUUCCAUUCUCCCCAGUCCCUCUCGCUACCAGCUCCCAGUACAGACCCACACAUGUAUUUAUGUCAAACCUUGUGCCAACAGCAGCAAAGGCAUUAGCAAAUGAAUAAGAGGAAUUGGUUUUCAAGAUUGUUUUAGGUUUAGUGCUCAUCUUUCAGAAAUGCAGAACUUUUGGCCCUGUAGUUGCACAACAGUAGGGAAGAUAACAGAUCUACCAUCAUGCACCCUGCAGCCUAGAAGCAAGUGUUCUCCCCAGUCAGUCUGUGUAUCCGGUUAAGCACCCGAAGUGUAACUUCCUAGUUUCUUAUAUGUACAUAACUGAAUACUGUGUGCAAAACUGUUGUUCUUACUCAUACAGUAUUGUGGAUUUUCUUUUUUUAAUUUUACAGAAUAAAAUGGAACUUUUUCAUUCUUA